GUAUUUUUGUUAUUUUAGGGUUUUGGUUUUGUGACAUUUUUAACAAUAGCAGAUGGUUUGAAAGCUAUGGAUGAAAUGAAUGAAAAAAUUGUGGAUGGACGCCGAUUAGUUGUUAAUUAUGCGAAACCAAAACAAAAGCAUAUUGUUCAGCCAUACUACACAGAAGAACCAAAAACAACUCGUACUAAACAACUGCCCGUAUUACCAACGAAAUUUGUUCCCUCUUUUGCUACACCUCCUCCACCUCGUCGUCAACAAUUAAUUGUCGCUUCUCAAUCAGCAAGUUGUGCAUCAACUCCCACACGUGCUCAUCAAUACUGCCCUCAAUUAGAACGUCAUCAUUAA
Didymodactylos carnosus is the source of this 345-nucleotide messenger RNA. NCBI's taxonomy places the organism in Eukaryota, Metazoa, Rotifera, Eurotatoria, Philodinida, Philodinidae. The record is from the annotation of a GenBank genome assembly.